Molecule: messenger RNA, 359 nt
Organism: Trichoderma atroviride IMI 206040
Lineage: Eukaryota; Fungi; Ascomycota; Sordariomycetes; Hypocreales; Hypocreaceae
Source: RefSeq, a predicted model, not a curated record
CUAUUGUCUCUGGUUGGCGAUUGUCGUUUCCCAAGAUUCGCAGCAUAGAUACUCACUUUCCAACAGCCAUGAUUCCUUACCAGCGUACAAGCAGUUGGGAAUCCAAAGGUACUAAAAAGUUGGUGGAGGGGUUGAAGAAAUUCAAUUCUUGUGUGCAUCAACCAGAAUCUAAGCGAGCCAAACCAGAAAGGUACCGGGGCAUAUAUUUUUCCGCUAAUUCUGUGGGCGGAAAUUUUGUGCUCCACCGCCCUCAGCCCUCUUGGCCCUUCCUCCAAGCCUAGGACAGAGGGCAUCACGUGAAAAGAUUUGACACUAGCCCGCUUUUGAGAAUAGCGCUGAUAGGUGGCGGUGUUCAGCGU